Messenger RNA from Baudoinia panamericana UAMH 10762, 1023 nucleotides. RefSeq lists its product as uncharacterized. Lineage: Eukaryota; Fungi; Ascomycota; Dothideomycetes; Mycosphaerellales; Teratosphaeriaceae. The transcript has a single exon. The annotation marks the transcript as partial. Gene Ontology annotation, molecular function: chloride channel activity. The record is from RefSeq and is a predicted model, not a curated record.
CCUCUCUACCACUCUUCCCGCAAAAAGCCACGAAGAUGGCCGCUCGCCCUUCGCUUCAUCAAAGGCGCAAUCCACAUCGAUGUGGUCCUUCCUGUCUUGCUCCACGCCGCCAUUGCCGCCGUCGUCUGCUACCUCGACGAGAUUAAAGAUGGCCAUCUAGGGAUCCCAAGUAGCGUCAUUCCUAGCCUCUCAAUCGUCGUAGGACUCAUGCUGGUCUUCCGCAACCAAACCUCCUACGACCGAUUCUGGCAAGGCAACCAGCACAUCACCUCUGUCUCCACCUGCAUCCGCAACCUGACGCGCUCCUUCCUGACCUGCUCGUACCGCGAAGGAGGGCCAGCGCCUACGGAAGCGGAACGUGCAGAAACCGAGAGCGUGGUGAGAGUGCUCGUCGGAAUGAUGUACGCCGCCAAGCAUCACCUACGAGCUGAGUGGGGAGCGACCACCCUUCCGAUUCUGAUGCCACAAUCCGAGGUCGUGCGAAGGCGGCGGGAAUCACACUCCAUGGCGAAGCCGGAGUAUGAAGAUCUGCUACCACGCGGCACUCGAGGCUUCGAAGAUCACGGACUCGGACUCUUGCUGCAGCUCAGCAUUCAGGUGGAGCGGUACAUCAAGCGUGGACACGAUAGAGGCUGGUUCCACGCUCCCGCCGCGAGUCAGCUGACAGUUCAGCUGAACACCCUAGUAUCGUCGUAUGGCAGCCUGGAGACGAUUCACUUGACACCGCUGCCAGUUGCAUACCUCAUCCACAUGCGGCAGGUCCUAGGGUUGUUCUGCUGCGUGCUACCGUUUGCGCUCGUGGAGGAGAUGGGUUGGUGGACGAUCAUAUUGACUGCUUUCAUUGCGUUUACGCUCUAUGGUAUUGAUGCCAUUGGGGAACAGCUAGAGGAUCCAUUCGGCUAUGACAGGAAUGAUAUCAAGGUCGAUGCAAUCGUGGAGGAUUUGCGGACCGAGACUACGGUACUGCUUGAGGAGUGGCGACGAGGCAGUGCGGAUAACAUGUUCCCUCAGGGCGAUUCGUAG